GGAGCGGCCGCCGGGACCUGUUGGGUGCCUCGUCGUCACCCUUAACUCUUCCGAGUCCGGCGGCGGCGGGAGCGGGCUCAAGCGCCCCCCGCCAAGGCCCCUCCUGCCCCCGAGCCCUGUGGGCCGCCGCCGGGUCGCCGUCAGCAUGAGCCAGACCGCUGCCGUCCUGCCCCCGCCGGGCCCGACGUCCCGCUCCCUGCAUGUGGAGUUGCCGUCUCAGCAGCGUCGUCUCCGGCAUUUGCGGAACAUUGCAGCCCGGAAUAUUGUCAAUAGGAAUGGUUAUCGCCUCCUGGACACCUAUUUCACUCUUCACUUGUGUGACAAUAUAAAUAUAUGUAAAGAAUUUUAUAAGAGUGAGGUCAUAAAGAAUUCACUGAAUCCAACAUGGCGAAGCCUUGACUUUGGUCUAAUGCCUGAUCGUCUUGAUACGUCUGUAUCCUGUUUUGUGGUGAGGAUAUGGGGUGGCAAGAAUGAUACCUAUCAGCUACUGAUUGAGUGGAAAGUCAAUCUAGAUGGACUCAAAUAUUUGGGCCAGCAGAUACAUGCUCGUAGCCCGAAUGAAAUCAUUUUUGGGCUGAACGAUGGUUAUUAUGGAGCCUUGUAUGAACAAAAGGGCCUCUCAGGAAUCCAGAAGAAUAAUCUUCUUCAGGUGGAUCAAAAUUGUGUGCGUAACUCAUAUGAUGUCUUCUCUUUGCUAAGGCUCCACCGGGUGCAAUGUGCAAUUAAGCAGACUCAGGUAACUGUUCAGAAAAUAGGAAGGAAGAUUGAAGAGAAACUGAGACUUACAUCUACAAGCAACGAGCUGAAAAAAGAGAGUGAGUGUUUACAGUUGAAGAUUCUGGUGCUUCAGAAUGAGCUAGAGAGGCAGAAAAGAGCCCUAGGCCGAGAAGUGGCCUUACUGCACAAGGAACAUAGUGCGCUACUUGAAAGAGGGAAUUUAUUUGAAGAAGAACAUUCGAAGCUCCUAUUAGAUAAAGAACCUCUGCAAGAAUUAAGGAAGGAAUGUACCGCUAAGAGAGAGCAGUUCUUGAAGACCAAUGCUCAGUUGACCAUCAGACGUAGGCAAUUACUUUCAGAGCUUUCCUGUAUUUACCCUAUUGAUAUGAAUGAUCAAGAGGAUUAUUUUAUUUGUGGAGUGAAGUUGCCCAAUUCUGAAAACUUUCAAGCAAAGGAUGAUGGGAGCAUUGCUGUUGCUCUGGGCUAUACUGCUCACUUGGUCUCCAUGAUUUCCUACUUCUUGCAAGUACCACUCAGGUAUCCAAUACUUCACAAGGGCUCCAGGUCUGCAAUCAAAGAUAACAUUAAUGACAAACUGACUGAGAAAGAAAGAGAAUUUCCACUGUAUCCAAAAGGAGGAGAGAAACUGCAAUUUGAUUAUGGUGUCUUCCUUCUGAACAAAAAUAUUGCACAGCUUAGAUACCAACAUGGGCUGGGGACUCCAGAUCUAAGGCAGACCCUUCCCAACCUGAAAAACUUCCUUGAACAUGGGCUCAUGGUUAGAUGCGAUCGCCAUCACGUUUCCAGUGCCAUUCCAGUUCCAAAGAGACAAAGUUCUGCGUUUGGGGGUUUGGAUGUUGGCUUUUCCAGCAACCACCCGUCUCCAGACAAGGGGCUUCGAAAACGGGCUAACUCUGAGAACGAGAGACUGCUGUAUAAGACUCCCCCUCCAAGUUACAACUCUGCUUUAACCCAGCCCAUCGCCAUUGUAGGAGAGCCUGAGAAAAGGGGUGCAUCCUUAUCAUCCUCCUUAGACACUUCCAUCGACUUCUCAAAAGAAAGCAAAAAGGGAGAGGAUUUGUGUAUUGGUGUAAACGGUGAGAACAGGAGCUUGAGUGGUUCCCAGAAUCAGCAGGAGGCUUUCCGGGGACCUUCUCGUGCAAUAAAUGGCACCCCGUUCUCCAGCGAGCACCCCAGUACUGCAGCUCCCGAGCAGUCGGGUGUGUUCCGCGGCCCUCUGGGCACUGAUCUGCUUUGUACUGUGGAGCAAGCGGAAGAGAUCAUGGGCCUGGAAGCUAUGGGGUUUGGCUCAGGAGAUCAGCUCGCAGCCUUUAAUUACAUCCCGGUGGAUCACGCGGUGGCCGUGGAAUGCGAUGACCAAGUCCUGGGGGAAUUUGAAGAGUUUUCCCGAAGGAUCUGCGCACUGAACAAGGACACCCCCACUUUCCGCCGGCCACGGAAAGGUUCUGAUAAGUAGCCUUGGAUGCAGUGGUGGGGCUGCACAUUGCAAAGAGGACGUGAUGAUAUGCCUGGAGUGAAGAUAAAGCUUGCACUCAUAAUCCUGAUCAGUUAUGGGGUGGGAGGGGCAGUAGGGAAGAAAGCAACUCUUGCUACGGUUUGGGAAGUACACACGACCACCAUUUACGACCAUGUGGAUCAGAAUCUGCUUCCUCCCCUGUUUUUUUAAUACUCACAAAUUGCUUUGGCAAUUCAGUUGGGUCUUUUGCUCAUUUUUCCCCCCAAGUUUAUUAUUGAGGUUUCUUCCCAUCCUUUCAGGAGAGAUUAGCUCAAGCUUUUACCGGCAAGGCUGUGCGUGCCUGUCUACAGAUGUGCUCACGCAGGAGCUCGUGUUCUCAGCAGCUUGUUGCUUCAGCCAGGCCUCGCAGCUUUCUGGUUCAGAGGCACGCGCAAUGUUUUUGUUGUUGCUUUGCUUGGGAAGCAGAUGAUAAACAGUAGGAAGACCCGCCACUCGCGAAGCCUGGGCAACACUCCCAUCCCCACGCCACUUUAUUUCUUUCCUCCCUCCUCCUCAUUACUCUUGUGGUUAGCAAUUCCACGCCUGCCCCAGAGAAAAGAGUGGAAUCCCAUGCGUUUCAGAGGGUCGUAUGCCGGAGAGGCGAUCCGUGGACUGUACCAUUUGCUUCCAAGAAUAAAAUGAAUAUGCUUUAAAUGUCGCCCCAACUAAUAUGUGAUUAAGGGGCCUUCUCCAUUCCAGGAAUAAAAUCAUGUUUUGCUUUGAACCAGUAGGCAACUAUGCACACUCAAACCAGGCUUGUCAACGGAAGAUGCUGCUUCUAAAGGAUGCUCGCUUUCCUGCCUCCUUGGGGGUGAUCGGAUCUGCUACAGGAGUGUCUCAUGGGACCAUAAUCUGUAACAAAGCAGCCUGUGGGCGCAUUAUUAUUAUUGUUAUCAUUAAGUUUAUUAUUCACUAUUUCAACCUCAGUCAAACAGCGAAACAGUUUACAAACAUGCAAGCCAGACUUUGUACACACACACACAUGCAUGUGUGCACAUACACUCAGUGCAAUAGAUUUGGGAUUACCUGAAUUGGAUUGAAUUGAAUUGUGCUUUCUGCAGACUUUUUCAAAUCAUUUGAAUCUCUUUUUUUAAAUAAAGGAAACCGACCAAACAACCCAUAUUUUUAAGCUGGAGUUGUCUUCAACAGUUUAUCGACAGGGCAAAUUUGACUUCAGGUGAGGUAGUUCCCCACAUAUUUCCGACUGCACUAACGUAUGAGUGGGUUUUCUGGUCUGCUUCAGACUCCCGAGGAUCUGCCUUUUGGAGGUCAAAUAAGUCUAGCUCUUGCUUUCUACAUUGUGUAUCAAGGUCUGGGCUCAACUGUGAGCUCAUAAAUAUGUAUUGCAGAAUAAAAAUUUAAUUUAC
Python bivittatus (Burmese python) is the source of this 3600-nucleotide messenger RNA. RefSeq names its product UV radiation resistance associated (gene UVRAG). The record is from RefSeq and is a predicted model, not a curated record. Gene Ontology annotation, biological process: SNARE complex assembly. Gene Ontology annotation, cellular component: lytic vacuole; endosome. Gene Ontology annotation, molecular function: SNARE binding. Lineage: Eukaryota; Metazoa; Chordata; Lepidosauria; Squamata; Pythonidae.